GUGAUUGGCUAGAAAUCGGCGGGUAUAAACUGCUGCUCAAUGGUGGGGUGGGGCGUGGCGGAAUAUGGGUGGGAAAAACCCAUGAUGCGUAGGUUCUGUCAAAGCCUUCCGAUAAGGACGAGACCAAUGAGACGGAGGACAGGGAGGGUCCGUCGAAACAGCCACACUGCCCGAGACUUCGGUCAGGCGAACAAGUUCAAGAACAAGGAGAUAAAAUGAACUGCGGAAGGGGAACUCCACCGAUUUUACAGAAUUUCUGCAUGAGUGACCGAGAUCAAAAUCAUUAGUGAAAUAAGAGGAACUAGGGGGUCGCCAUGUCUACAGCACAAAUAUAGCCAUUUUUGUUUAAUAUGCCAAACCGCUGGUGGACCAAAACCUAAAAUAGAGGUAAAUCUGAAAAAAGUAGGUUUAAUUUGGGAACUAUUUUUACCUUCAUGUAUCCCUCCAUCGUGCAAUAGAUUAGAAUAAACUAUUUACAAUGCGUUUAAGACCAAAACCUUAUCAUAAAACUGUCGAAAAAGCAAAGUCUCAGAGAUGAGACAUGAGUAUUCAUCCCCAUUUCAUCUAGUUACGUUCUGUGAGGAGCUUUUAGAGGUGGACGUCUGGUUCUUAUCACCACCACUGUGAACAGUCCUCAUCCAGUAAGGCCUCUAGAACGUAGCAUUUCACACCAAACCGCUCUGGCUGACUCUGUUUACAUGUUAAUGAUUUAAUUACAAAGAAUUCUUGAAAAAUUUGUGGAGUUUCCCUUUAAGAUUACUAAACAAAACCUUUAAUGAGUAUUUUCUUUUAAUGAUAAACCAUUUGCGAAGAAAUGAAUCUACCUUUUAGUUUGAUUUUUGUCGUUCAUAUUUAGUUGCUCACUCCUUUGUUCUGUUUAAUUUCAAUAUGGUGGGUUAGUGACAGCAUGUGUGCUGUGUUAGACCUGGUACUUUUGUAAUUCUAGAGUUGGUUUUAUUUGGAGAAGUAUGUUUACGUUUAGUACCUGAGUUCAGGAUUAGGCUACUCUCUCCAGUAAGUGGUGGUUUAGUCUUAAGAUUUAAAAUAGAGUAAUAGGUCAAUGGUUCAAUGGGGUUAAAUGCUUAUUAGGCUUGGCACUGAUCUGAUAUGAGGUGUCAGUAUCUCAGUGGUGGAGUUCCCCUUUACAGUACUACUGAUUUUUAUCGGUCAUGAAAUGAUUGUCUAUGAAUCCAGCUUUACAAGCAGAAGGCUGGCUAAGAAAGAUGAAUGGAGUCCAGGUUAGCUGUGUGCAAGGCCAUAUGGCAAGUCCUCGCCACUAAUCCAUAAUCUUCCUUUAACCCGGUAGAGCCACGUAGAUGCAUAUUCCCUGUUUGUGAUAGCCGUGCUGUCCUGAAAUUGCUCUGUUUUCACAUCAUUUCUCACAAAACAACACAUGUUCUGCUAUUCACAGGUGCACAAGCCAGAUAUACACGCCUAGAUGCCAUAUUGCCUGUUGUUCUCUGAGGCGAUACGUCUGUGCGUCCGCCAUCUUGGAGAGGUCAACAUCAGCUAGUAAAUAAAUUCACUUGUAUUGAGAAACGAAGAGUCUCAGGAUUAAAUCGGCCACAACUUCCUUAUUACUCAACCGAUUCUCACCUAAUCUGUUUAGUUAUAAUCCUCAGACUUUAUUAGAACUGCCGCUCUGUAAUUGUACUGAAUGCGGCGAUGUUGACCGCCCUAACGUGGCGGCGUCGUUGAGGCGCCUGGCUGGACCCAACGCGUGUUUGAUCAUACGGUUGCCAGGGACGCUGAACCUCCGGUUACCAUGGAGCUCGUAGCAACGGCGCUAGAACCGCGGUGACAUGUCGAAGCGCACAGCGGACGCGCUGUUUGAGCUGAACAUGCGGAGAGAGACGUGGUGCUGUGUGGAGGCGGACAACGGGAUCUGGCUGAGAGCUCAGCGGAGGCACUUCAACUGUCACCUGAGAAACACCUGCGACCUCCGCGCCGCCCAGACGGCCACAGCCGAGGAGCGCUCCGCUUGGAUGGGAAGUCCCGCGACACAUCGCGAGAGGAGGCAUUUUGAGGAGAGCUAUAAAGCUCAUCUUGUGUGAACACCUGUACAUCACGAUCCAGAAAGCAUGGCAGACAGUUGCAAUGCAGACGCUCAUUAAAAAAUGUGGAAAAACACUUUA
Pygocentrus nattereri (red-bellied piranha) is the source of this 2135-nucleotide messenger RNA. Its product is annotated as spermatogenesis-associated protein 45-like. The record is from RefSeq and is a predicted model, not a curated record. Lineage: Eukaryota; Metazoa; Chordata; Actinopteri; Characiformes; Serrasalmidae. Bases 1803 to 2054 code for a protein of 83 amino acids. The transcript is spliced from 2 exons.